AUAAUUCUUUUGGAUUCCUCCCCAAAUGCCUUUCACCCAAAGACCCCCGGCCAGGCCUUUGUAAAUCUCCCCUUCCGGCUGCAUUCCUUCCUCCAUUAUUUCUCCAUCCCUUCGCCGCCCCCUCUCUCUCUCUCUAAAGACUGGAUACAGAACAAAGGGAAAACAAAAUAGAAAGGAAGGAAGGAAGGAAGAAAUAACACCUACCAAGCAAGACUUGGUUUUUUAGUACUUGAUGGGCUGUGGAAUUGUUCCCAGGAAUCCCCUCUGGGUUUGACAAGAUUCAUACCGAGAAAUAGUUCUAGAAUUUUCCCCUUUAUUUUGCUCAAGAAUUACUUGUACAGGAGAACUUCUUCUUUCUUGUUUCUGCUGUAUUUUUCCGUGUUUAUUUUGUUGGGAUUUUUCUCUGGUCCAUUCUUGUUCACUCGUGGGGGGUGAGGAGCAAAGAAAAUCAUGGGGAAGCAAGGACCCUGCCGUCAUUGCGGAGUCACAAGUACUCCCCUUUGGCGAAAUGGGCCACCAGAUAAACCGGUGCUCUGUAAUGCAUGUGGCUCGAGAUGGAGAACGAAGGGUUCAUUGACAAACUACACUCCAAUGCAUCGUCGGGAUGAUAUCGAUGAUGUGGAACCAAGAGUUAGCAAGCUGAAGCCACCUACUUCAAAGCCAAAGGCACUGAAGAAAAAGCCAGAUCACAUCAUAAUGGAAAAUGAGCCAUUUUCUGGUCAAAAUUUCCGAAAGAUGGGGGAUGCUGACCCAAGCAAUCGGUCUAGUUCUGGAUCUGCAGUAUCAUACUCUGAGAGUUGUGCCCCUUAUGGUGUUGCUGAUGCAAGUGAGAUGACUGGUUCAGCUCAAUCACAUGCUUGGGAGUCACUCGUGCCAUCAAGAAAGAGGAGCUGUGUCAAUCGUCCUAAGCCUUCACCCGUCGAAAAGCUUGCCAAGGAUCUUAACUCCAUCAUGCAUAAAGAGCAGUUAUAUUACCUUUCGGGAUCCUCAGAGGAAGACCUGCUAUACCAUAGUGAAACUCCUGUGGGUUCCUUUGAGAUAGGCUCUGGAAGUGUGCUUCUAAGACAUCCGAACUCGAAAUCACUGGAGGAAGAAUCAGAAGCAAGCUCCAUUCCUGCAGAUAAUAAGUCUUAUAUUACAAGUGAAUCCUAUUCAGGGCCUGCCUCGUUUGUUGUACACAGUGGAAGCAAGGCAGCAAGCAACUUAAAUGCUGCAACUGAGAGGCCAAAGAGGUCGCGACUGCAGAUUGAAGAUAAUGCUAGAAGGGAUAAACUUCAUUAUGAAAAUCAGCAUAUCCUGGAGAUUGUUGAUUCACCUUUGGUUUCAGUAGAUUUAGAGGAUGUUAUCAACUACACUAACUUUGUGAAAUAUCUAACUAAAGAGGACCAACAACAGUUGCUCAAACUUCUUCCUCCUAUGGACUCCUCGAUGUCUCCUGAAAGCCUUAGAAGCAUGUUCGGUUCUAUCCAAUUUGCUGAUGCUAUACACAGCUACCAAAGGCUGCUUGGAGAGGGAAUUCUUGAUCCAUCUUUCUCUAGUGAUGAGGAAUGGAAUACAGUGAAGAAGCUUGCCUUAACUAACUUAAGAAAAUGCAAAUGGCUGGAGUGCUAUAAACAACAAAAGGAAAGAGAGAUUGAGGAAACAGGGGGAGAUGAGAAUAUCAGUGGUUCAAAAGGCAUUACCAAGUUCACCAUGAAACCGCUCAAAAGACCUCGUGACACCCACUUUCAGAGCUGUGCAGGAUUAAAGGUAACCAUGAGGAGUCCUAAAAGAGUUAUAAAACCUGGGGCUUUGGCUCCUCAGUGCAAAAGCUCGUCUCUGCCAAAAUCUGGCUAUGCUACCAAAGAUUUAGCCUGCACUGAAGGAGCACUGAACUUAUUCAUGUUACCCCCAGAAAAAUUAUCAUUGUUGGUCCCUCCGCAGUACACCGAUGACAAUUCUGAUCAAGACUUGCUGCUGGAGAUUCCUCUCAAUGCACGGCACGCAGAGGCAGAACUUCUUUGUCAACCAUCUCAGUUGAGCUCUGUAACCCGCAGCGGUACCUCCAUGGUCAGGGUUGCUGAAGAGGAGGGGCACCUCAAGCAACCAUAGUCCCAGGCUCCCAGCUCCCAGCUCCUAUCAGCAAGCAACUUAGGGACAGGCAGUAGUAGUAGUUCCCUUUAGCUUCAUGAAUCGUGGUGCCUUUAUUUACCGACCACCGAUGGGGUGUUUGACGGUUUGUUCAUGUGUGUGCCGUUAUCGUCAUCGCCCCUGAUUUACAUAACAAUGUGCGUCAAAUUGUCCGUUCAGCUAACAUUUGUAGCCUGCUUUCGGACCGGGUUUCUGCUGGAUUGUGUAGCGUAUGGCUCUUGGAGAAAUUAUAAGUUAUAUCUCAGUAUGGCAAAGAGAUCAUCUCGUUGUCAAAAAAAUGGAAAAAAUAAAGAUAUUAGAGAGUGAUGUACGUAA
Molecule: messenger RNA, 2445 nt
Organism: Phragmites australis (common reed)
Lineage: Eukaryota; Viridiplantae; Streptophyta; Magnoliopsida; Poales; Poaceae
Product: GATA transcription factor 26-like
Exons: 8
Coding region: 451-2091 (546 amino acids)
Biological process (GO): regulation of DNA-templated transcription
Molecular function (GO): sequence-specific DNA binding; zinc ion binding
Source: RefSeq, a predicted model, not a curated record